AUGAACGAGCAGUACAUAACAGAAGACAACAACAGCGUUACGGAAGUCAGCGCAAACGGCCAAACCUAUGGCAACAUGUCGGUUGCUUCAGAAUCCGGUUUUAAUUCUUCUGCGGACGGUUACGACAACAGAAAAAAGUCGAAUUCUUCCAUUCAAGAGCAAGAUGUUGCGAAGCAUGAGCAACAGGCUGUCAAUAGAUCAAAACUAGUCGUGGCUUUAUUUCUAUUGCUCGCAGCUUGUGCAUCCGCUGCUGGAACGUACCUUUUCGUUGAACAGCAAGAGCGAAAGGACUUUGAAGAUCAAUUUCAUAGCUAUGCAACGGAGUUUGUUGCUGUGACAAGGCAAAAGACGGAUCAACUCUUCAACGCCUUGAAUUCGUUCUCAGUAAGCGUUUCGUCCGAAGCAAAAGCAACAAACCAAUCCUGGCCUUUUGUUACAAUCAGUGACUAUUCAACGAAGGUACGCUUGUUUGCAGAACUCAUUGACGUACCUGGAGCUACUAUGGCCUUCUUGCCUGUGGUCAACGGGGCUGAUCACGUACAAUGGGCGACCCAUACGAUGGAAGAUGCUCGAGGCUAUUUCCAGAACGCUAUUAAUACCGAGGCCUUCGAUAUGACAGUUGAUGAACUCAUGGCCUUGACCACCCCAUUGGUCCACUAUUAUGACGAAGAAAAUGGUUAA
This is a messenger RNA of Cylindrotheca closterium, 681 nucleotides long. NCBI's taxonomy places the organism in Eukaryota, Bacillariophyta, Bacillariophyceae, Bacillariales, Bacillariaceae. The record is from the annotation of a GenBank genome assembly.